CUGUUGAGCUCCAGUUAAGAGCCGCUAAUUGAUUCGGACAUCUCUUGGGUCGCGGCACAUUUGCAUAAUGACUAGCUAUCGGAAGAACCUAAUGCUAGUGCUGCUCCUGGUGGCCAGCACUGCCAUUGUCCAGCUGGAGGCCAAGACCGUCUUCCGCCGGACGGAUAAGAUAUCGGAGAACUUCAAGCAACUGGAUUUGCCGCCCGAGGAAAUCGAUCCGAAUGUGGCGCCGCCAGAGUCCGAGCCACCCAAGGUGGACGAUGUGGUGGAUGCCGCUGUGCCGGUGAUCGAUGAGAGUGCCAAUGAGAUAACCAGCGCUGAUGUGGAGUCCACCAAUGCGGUGCAGGAAGUGGCCACUGCUGCUGCUGCUCCUGCUCCUGCUCCCGCUGCUGCUGCUGCUGCUGUGGAAACUCCUGUGGCUGAGGCUGCUCCAGAGGCAGCUGCCGCCGCCGUCACCAAGCCACCAAAGGUGCCCAGCACCACGGCCAAGCCGCAGAAUCCCAUCAGCAGGUACUGCAAGUGCUCGGAGUCGCAGUGCGACUGCUGCCGCAAGUUCGGGCUGCCGCUGCUGACCAGCCAGGGUUGCGCCAGGAUCGCCUAUCUGGGCAACGACGAGAUGAACGUGUCCCUGAAGUACGGCGACAUCACCCUGGCCUCGCGCCGCAUCUCCAGCAAGCGGGCACGCCCCAUUUGCGUGGGUCUGCCCGGCGGCUACUCCGAGUUCUGUGGCCGCGUCUAUGGCCUGUCGCGCUCCAAGGAGUCCAAGGACUUCAAGGCCUGCCUGGCCUUCGAGCUGCGCUCCGACGAGGAGGUGGAGGCCUCGCUCCGGGUCUCCUGCUUCAAGUUCGGUCCGGAGGGUCUGCGAGUGGCCGAGGCGGAGCCGUUGCCCACGAAGCCAGCGAGCGACGAUGAUGACGAUGAUGAUGAUGAUAUCUUUGGCUUUGCCGCUGGUGGCGACGAUGACGAGGACGAGGAUGAUGACUAUGACAGCGAAACCGACAACGACGCCGAUGCCGAUACCGAUGAUGAUGAUGACACCGAGGACUAUGCUGAUGACGACGAGGCCGAGGCGCCCGAGGACGCUGACUAUGGUGGCUUCAGUCUGGCCGGACUCCUGGAUGAGCUGGACGAUGACGAGGACGAGAAGCCGGCCAAGAAGCCAGCGGCUGCGGCUGCUGCUGCUGCAGCUGCUGCAGGUGCCGGCGAUCAGACCAGGGAGCAUGUGAGCACCGAUGGCCAGGCGGAGACACAGCUGGUGCAGAGCAAGGACGAGGCGGGUGCUCCGGCUGCCACUGUUCCCGCCAAGGAUGAUGCCGCCGCCUCUGCCUCUGCAGCUGCUGCAGAUGAGGCCGCACUUCCGGCUGCCGUCGAGGGUGAGGUGACCCCGGCUCCUGCCGCCGCUGACCUUGACUCCACCACGCCCAAGGCCAAGAAAUCGAAGAAGGCGAAAAAGAACAAGAAGAAGAAGGCCGCCGCCGAGGCGACCGAGGAGACCGGCUUCGCCUACGAAUUGUUGAACGGCAUCCUGGAUUUUUUCAAUUGAGCGGCCAGCGCGAGUUUGCCAAUAUGUUGGGCAACAGUGUAAAUACCUUGUACCGCCGCAGCUGGCCGGGAUUUGGAGUUAGACUUAGUAGCUAGUGCCUAGGGUAUCCCCUGAAUCUGAAAUUCACUUAUUUAUUUGCUAUU
Molecule: messenger RNA, 1686 nt
Organism: Drosophila serrata
Lineage: Eukaryota; Metazoa; Arthropoda; Insecta; Diptera; Drosophilidae
Source: RefSeq, a predicted model, not a curated record